Messenger RNA from Octodon degus (degu), 3253 nucleotides. RefSeq names its product PPARG coactivator 1 alpha (gene Ppargc1a). The record is from RefSeq and is a predicted model, not a curated record. Gene Ontology annotation, cellular component: nucleus. NCBI's taxonomy places the organism in Eukaryota, Metazoa, Chordata, Mammalia, Rodentia, Octodontidae. Gene Ontology annotation, biological process: positive regulation of transcription by RNA polymerase II. Bases 104 to 2491 code for a protein of 795 amino acids. The transcript is spliced from 13 exons. Gene Ontology annotation, molecular function: RNA binding; transcription factor binding.
CCAUGCCCUUGUGAAUUAAAAAGUGGCGUGAGGAAGCCCCUGCUGCGAGUGUUGCCUUCACUUGCGAUACAAGUAUUUGUACUGCAGAAAAAAAAAAAAAUGAAUGACACACACCUUGCAGUUAUCAUCUAUGGAUUCAGUUUGGAAAUGUGCUGCUCUGGUUGGUGAAGACCAGCCUCUCUGCCCAGAUCUUCCUGAACUUGAUCUUUCUGAACUAGAUGUGAAUGACUUGGAUACAGACAGCUUUCUGGGUGGACUCAAGUGGUGCAGUGACCAAUCAGAAAUCAUAUCCAACCAGUACAACAAUGAGCCUUCAAACAUAUUCGAGAAGAUAGAUGAAGAAAAUGAGGCAAACUUGCUAGCAGUCCUCACAGAGACACUGGACAGCCUCCCUGUGGAUGAAGACGGAUUGCCCUCAUUUGACGCACUGACAGAUGGAGACGUGACCACUGACAACGAGGCCAGUCCUUCCUCCAUGCCUGACGGCACCCCUCCACCUCAGGAGGCAGAAGAGCCGUCUCUACUUAAGAAGCUCUUACUGGCACCGGCAAACACUCAGCUGAGUUAUAAUGAAUGCAGUGGUCUCAGUACCCAGAACCAUGCAAACCACAAUCACAGGAUCAGAACAAACCCUGCAGUUGUUAAGACCGAGAAUUCAUGGAGCAAUAAAGCAAAGAGCAUUUGUCAACAGCAAAAGCCACAAAGACGUCCCUGCUCAGAGCUUCUCAAGUAUCUGACCACAAAUGAUGACCCUCCUCACACCAAACCCACAGAGAACAGGAACAGCAGCAGAGACAAAUGCACCUCCAAAAAAAAGUCCCCCACACAAUCGCAGUUGCAACAUGUACAAGCCAAACCAACAACUUUAACUCUUCCUCUGACCCCAGAGUCACCAAAUGACCCUAAGGGUUCCCCAUUUGAGAACAAGACUAUUGAACGAACCUUAAGUGUGGAGCUCUCUGGAACUGCGGGCCUAACUCCACCUACAACCCCUCCUCAUAAAGCCAACCAAGAUAACCCUUUCAGGGCUUCUCCGAAGCUGAAGUCCUCUUGCAAGACCGGGGUGCCACCGCCAUCAAAGAAGCCCCGGCACAGUGAGUCUUCCGGUACCCAAGUCAAUACCUCCACCAAGAAGGGGGCCGAGCAAUCUGAGUUGUAUGCGCAACUCAGCAAGUCCUCGGUGCUCGGAGGUGGCCAAGAGGAGAGGAAGGCUAAGCGGCCCAGCCUACGGCUGUUUGGUGACCAUGACUACUGUCAGUCCAUUAAUUCCAAAACGGAAAUAAUUAUCAAUAUAUCACAAGAGCUCCAAGACUCUAGACAACUAGACUAUAAAGACGCCUCUUCUGCCUGGCAGGGGCAGAUUUGUUCUUCCGCAGAUUCCGACCAGUGCUAUCUGAGAGAGACUUUGGAGACCAGCAAGCAGCUCUCUCCUUGCAGCACCAGAAAACAGCUCCAGGACCAGGAAAUCCGAGCUGAGCUGAACAAGCACUUCGGUCAUCCCAGUCAAGCUGUUUUUGACGACGAAGCAGACAAGACCAGUGAACUGAGGGACAGUGAUUUCAGUAAUGAACAAUUCUCCAAACUACCUAUGUUUAUAAAUUCAGGACUAGCCAUGGAUGGCCUGUUUGAUGACAGCGAAGAUGAAAGUGAUAAACUGAGCUACCCUUGGGAUGGCACGCAAUCCUAUUCAUUGUUUGACGUGUCGCCUUCCUGCUCUUCUUUUAACUCUCCAUGUAGAGAUUCCGUGUCGUCACCCAAAUCCUUAUUUUCUCAAAGACCCCAAAGGAUGCGCUCUCGUUCAAGGUCCUUUUCUCGACACAGGUCAUGUUCCCGAUCACCAUAUUCCAGAUCAAGAUCAAGGUCCCCAGGCAGUAGAUCUUCUUCAAGAUCCUGCUACUAUUAUGAAUCAAGCCUCUACAGACAUCGCACACACCGAAACUCUCCCUUGUAUGUCACAUCACGUUCAAGAUCUCCCUACAGUCGUAGGCCCAGGUAUGACAGCUACGAGGCGUACCAGCACGAAAGGCUGAAGAGGGAAGAAUACCGAAAAGAGUCUGAGAAGCGGGAAUCAGAAAGGGCCAAACAGAGGGAGAGACAGAGGCAGAAGGCAAUCGAAGAGCGCCGUGUGAUUUACGUCGGUAAAAUCAGACCUGACACCACACGGACGGAACUGAGGGACCGCUUUGAAGUUUUUGGUGAAAUUGAGGAGUGCACAGUAAAUCUGCGGGAUGAUGGAGACAGCUAUGGUUUCAUCACUUACCGUUACACCUGUGAUGCUUUUGCUGCUCUUGAAAAUGGAUAUACUUUGCGCAGGUCGAACGAAACUGACUUCGAGCUGUACUUUUGUGGACGCAAGCAAUUUUUCAAGUCUAACUAUGCAGACCUAGAUUCACACUCAGAUGACUUUGACCCUGCUUCCACCAAGAGCAAGUAUGACUCUCUGGAUUUUGAUAGUUUACUGAAAGAAGCUCAGAGAAGCUUGCGCAGGUAACAUGUUCCCUGGCCGAAGAUGACAGAGAUGGUGAAUACCUCACGGACAGCGUGUCCUUCCUGGACAGAGUAUUGCAAGUCAUACUUAGGAAGUUCUCCUACUCUACACUCUCUGUACAAAACAAAACAAAACAACAACAACACAACAAUACAGCAACAAACAACAACAACAAUGGUUUACAUGAACACAGCUGCUGAAGAGGCAAGAGACAGAAUGAUAUCCAGUAAGCACUUGUUUAAUCACGGGUGUCGGCUUUGCUUUCCCUGGAGUCUCUUGGUGACAGUGUGUGUGUGUGUGUGUGUGUGUGUGUGUGUGUGAGUGUGUGUGUGUGUACGUGUGUGUGUAUGAGUGUGUGUGUGAAGACUGGGGCCAUCUGAUCAGAAUGUGCAAGGGCAAACCAUUUCAAAUGGCAGCAGUUCCACGAAGACACACUUAAAACCUAGAACUUCAAAAUGUUCAUAUUCUAUUCAAAUGGAAAAUUUUAUAUAUAUAUAUAUAUAUAUAUGGAAAGAAAACUAACCAACCAGAAAUCACCCUAAAAUGACAACUGCUGAUGUGCAGGCAUCAGCCUCCUACUCUGAUUUUUAAGAAAGUGCAAAAUCAACUUGAAGCAAGCUUUCUCUCAUAGCAUUAAUGAUUAUCUGACAAUCCUGAAGAAACCACAGGUUCCGUAGAACUAAUAUCCUGUCCUCUGUCUCUGUCUUUCUGUCUGUGUCUUUGUCUCUCUGUCUCUGUCUCUCUGUUUCUCUUUCUGUGUGUCUC